Messenger RNA from Anisakis simplex (herring worm), 708 nucleotides. The record is from the annotation of a GenBank genome assembly. NCBI's taxonomy places the organism in Eukaryota, Metazoa, Nematoda, Chromadorea, Rhabditida, Anisakidae.
AUGAGCUACCUUCUGGCGAUGAUGGCCAGCAAUCAUGCUCUGCAGUUCAUUCUAUAUCCCACUCAGGUGCUUGCAAAAUCUUGCAAACCGAUACCGAUUUUGAUUUUCGGUGUUCUCUUCGCCGCCAAGAAAUACCAUUGGAAAAAAUACGUAUUCGUAUUGAUGAUUGUAAUCGGCGUAGCAAUAUUUCUUUAUAAAGAUAAGGCUGACACUUCACAUGGACGGUCCGUGUUUUCGUUUGGCAUAGGAGAAUUCUUCUUGGUAUUCUCAUUGGCGAUGGAUGGCACGACGGGGGCGAUUCAGGACAAUAUUCGACGUCAUUACAAAGCAAAUGCACAUUCAAUGAUGUACAAUAUGAAUCUUUUCUCGUCCAUCUAUCUCCUUUUCGGUCUGUUGACCACUGGUGAAUUAGCGGCGUUCAGUUAUUUCGUCAACGAUUAUCCAUCAGUCAUCACAAACCUUUUGGUGCUUGCAUUCACAAGUGCUUUCGGACAAUAUUUCAUCUUCAAGACAGUCACCGAAUUUGGACCGCUGACGUGUUCGAUCGUAACAACAACAAGAAAGUUGUUCACGAUGCUUGGCUCAGUUCUUCUGUUCGGAAAUGUUCUCUCACAACGCCAAAUUGUUGGUACAGUUAUUGUAUUCACUGGUCUGUUAUUGGACGCUAUCGAAAGCAAGAAGAAACAUCCACCUGUUAAGAGUAGUUAA